GCCUCGAGGCGCGAAAAGCAGUCUGGGAGCCGUAGUUCUCUUGGACGCCUACCGGUCUUGCCAGCGCGGCAGUGGCGGCUCUCUCGGUUCCGUCCAGCGGGUCCCGUAAACGAGCUGAGGCGGAGAAAGGGCGCGGAACUGGAAGAGGGUGAGUCAGGCACUGUCUACGCGAUAAAGGGAGGCAGCACCGCGGCGCAGCUCUGAGUUGAGUAAGUGCGGCCCCUGCAGUCUAUUCAGGGACGCCGCGAUCUAGCGCCAGCGAGAAGAGGGCGAGGAGGAGCCAGAGCCCGGUCCUUGCACCCAUUCUCGCCCUCGUACCCCGCCGCCGUCUCCACCAUGCAGUCCCGGGAGGAAGCUCCGCGCUCUCGCCGCCUGGCCAGUCCCCGCGGCGGGAGGCGGCCCAAGAGAAUUUCAAAGCCUUCUGUUUCAGCUUUUUUCACGGGCCCGGAGGAGCUGAAGGACACGGCUCAUUCUGCAGCCCUCCUGGCACAGCUGAAGUCCUUCUACGACUCGCGGCUGUUAUGUGAUGUGACCAUCGAGGUGGUGACGCCUGGUAGCGGGCCCGGCACCGGCCGCCUUUUUUCCUGCAACCGUAACGUGCUGGCUGCCGCGUGUCCCUACUUCAAGAGCAUGUUCACCGGUGGCAUGUACGAGAGCCAGCAGGCGAGUGUGACCAUGCAUGAUGUGGAUGCCGAGUCCUUCGAGGUGCUGGUCGACUACUGCUACACCGGUCGCGUGUCGCUAAGUGAGGCCAACGUGCAACGCCUUUACGCGGCCUCUGACAUGUUACAGCUCGAGUACGUACGGGAAGCCUGUGCCUCCUUCCUAGCCCGCCGCCUUGACCUGGCCAACUGCACCGCCAUCCUCAAGUUUGCCGACGCCUUUGACCAUCACCAGCUGCGAUCACAGGCCCAGUCCUUUAUAGCCCACAAUUUCAAGCAGCUCAGCCGAAUGGGUUCAGUAAGGGAGGAGAGUCUGGCAGAUCUGAGCUUGGCCCAGCUGCAGGCCGUCCUGCGUCUGGAUAGUCUAGACAUCGAGAGUGAGCGGACCGUGUGUCAUGUGGCGGUGCAGUGGUUGGAGGCGGCUCCCAAGGAGCGGGGCCCCAGCGCUGCGGAAGUCUUCAAGUGUGUCCGCUGGACGCACUUCAGAGAUGAAGAUCAGGAUUACCUGGAAGGGCUGUUAACCAAGCCCAUUGUCAAGAAGUACUGUCUGGACCUUAUUGAAGGGGCCCUGCAGAUGCGCUACGGUGACAAGUUGUGCAAGUCCCUGGUGCCGAAGCCAGACAGCAGCAACAGCUCUGUUGUACCCCCAGCAGAAAAUCCCCCCCAGAGACUGGGUAUGUGUGCCAAGGAGAUGGUGAUCUUCUUUGGACAUCCUAGAGAUCCCUUUCUCUGCUAUGACCCAUACUCAGGGGACAUUUACACAAUGCCAUCCCCUUUAACCAGCUUGGCUCACACUAAGACUAUCACCUCCUCAGCUGUCUGUGUCUCUCCAGACCACGACAUCUACCUGGCCGCUCAGCCCAGGAAGGACCUGUGGGUGUACAAGCCAGCCCAGAACAGCUGGCAGCAGCUUGCCGACCGCCUGCUGUGUCGGGAGGGCAUGGAUGUGGCCUACCUCAAUGGCUACAUCUACAUUUUGGGUGGGCGAGACCCCAUUACAGGUGUGAAACUGAAGGAGGUAGAAUGCUACAGUGUCCAGAGGAACCAGUGGGCACUGGUGGCUCCUGUACCCCAUUCCUUCUAUUCCUUUGAACUAAUAGUGGUUCAGAACUAUCUUUAUGCUGUGAACAGUAAGCGCAUGCUCUACUAUGAUCCUAGCCACAAUACGUGGCUGAACUGUGCUUCUCUUAAACGUAGUGACUUUCAGGAAGCCUGUGUCUUCAAUGAUGAGAUCUAUUGUAUCUGUGACAUCCCAGUCAUGAAGGUCUAUAACCCAGCCAGGGGAGAAUGGAGGCGGAUUAGUAAUAUUCCCUUGGACUCGGAGACCCACAACUACCAGAUCGUCAAUCAUGGCCAAAAGUUGCUUCUCAUCACUUCUACCACCCCUCAAUGGAAAAAAAACCGGGUGACUGUUUAUGAAUACGAUACUAGGGAAGACCAGUGGAUUAAUAUAGGUACCAUGUUAGGCCUUUUGCAGUUUGACUCUGGCUUUAUUUGCCUCUGUGCUCGGGUGUAUCCUUCCUGCCUGGAACCUGGACAGAGUUUCAUCACUGAGGAAGAUGAUGCUCGGAGUGAGUCUAGUACUGAAUGGGACUUAGAUGGAUUCAGUGAGCUGGACUCAGAGUCAGGAAGUUCAAGUUCUUUUUCUGAUGAUGAAGUCUGGGUGCAGGUAGCACCUCAGCGAAAUGCACAGGAUCAGCAGGGUUCUUUGUAAAUAUUUUGAAGCACUAAAAUGUUUCUACUGCUAUGGAAUGUAUCUUUAAAAGAUGUCCUUUUCUUGAAAAAAAAAAAUGUUGGUUAGGACUGCAGAUUUGGUUUGGAAAGGGUGAUGUUUGAAUUACUAAUGUAAUGUUACAAAAUUUAAACAGCCCAUGAAAUCAACCUAUAUAAUAAUUUACUGUGCUAAAAGUUGAGAUUAAAAUAUGCAAAAAUGAACUAUAUAAUUAAUUAGAAUGCUUGGUGGUUUUUUUCAUUGUUCAAGUAUUGUUGCACCAGUGGAUUGUUUUGGUUAGUUAUACUCUUUAUAUUUUGAUUAUCUAUUUUACUCUUCUUUUAACUUUUUAAUUCUAUUUAGUGCCACAAAGAAUUUAACUUUUUAAUUUUUAAAAAUAGAAAAUUGGACUAGAAAUUGUUGGUAGGGUUUUGAAGGUUUAUCUUUUCCUUCAGAAUAAUGAAAGUAGUAGAUUUCCCAAAUUUUGAGAUAGCCAGUUUUUAGUAUUAUAAGUUAGUAUAGUUUGUUAAAUUUGGUUUGGUUUUCACCCCUUCUGCACAGAAAAAAAUUUGGAUAUAUAUAUGUGUUAUAAAAUGGGAUUUCAUUUUGAUAAUGUGCAGAAUGGUCUUAAGAACUCACAGAAAGCAAAAAAAAUCAGGAUUCCACUGUUUUAAAAGAAAUUUCACUUUUAAUUUUGGAAUAUAACAUGUAGUUGCUAGAUGUGACCAUUUUUCUAUUUUAAAAAACGUCCAUUCCAGUAGUGUCACCAAUUAUUUAAACACCCUUCUAAACUAAAAAAAAAAAAAAAGUAACUUGCUUUGUGAGAUCAUAUAUUUCAUCUGUACCUGAUAAAUGCUUCAUCGAAUCAAAGGAACAAUCCUUUUUUUCACUGGACAUAUGAUUGAGUAAUGUAAAUUUUUAUCUAUUGGUCAUACCUAGUCUUAAAAAGUUUAUAUGCUUCCCUAAAAUAUUUUGGCUGUAUAGUUUUGGUGUUCAUCUUAGAGGAUUCUUCAGCAGGAAGAGAUUUAUUGUUUACCGUUUUUGUGAGGUAAUACUGGUUUUGAAAAUACAUUUAAGCUAAAAAGGGUAUUUCAUUGAGAUCAGUAGUUACUGCGUCUAUCAACUAUAAAAUCAAGUGCCAGCAGAGAACUUUAAAACUUCAAACUGUGUAUGGAACUGUUUUGUGUAGCAUUGAAAUGUUCUGUCAAGUGUUGUAAGUCACUGUAUAUGAUUAUCAUCUCAAAGUUAUUUUUGUAUUAAAAGUUGAUAGUUAAAGAACAUAAGUGGAUGAUGGCAUUUGGGGCCAAUAGUGAACAUAUGUUUCCUCUAAAAUAUUUCCCUAGCAAUGGUAUACAUGGUUAUUUUAUUAGGGUAUUUGUAUCUGUUCUGUAUUUCUCUGUGAACCAUGCUCCAGUCUUUGUUGUCUUUUUGUUUGUUUUUGUGUCACCAUAAAGUAAGGGAAUGUCCAGAACUAGAGACUAAAUCACACAAAAUUGAUGUUGUUGAAUACAGAGAAAUAGAGGUGCUUACCUUUUGAGGGUCUGUUAAUAUGUAGGACUGUCACAACACAUAUCCAUGAUAAAUGAUGUACAUACACAGAUGCUUAUAGUCUAUAAAUUUUUCUAUACUGACUUAGAAUCCUCUUUUUGCCUCUUUGUUCAAAAUGUUAAUUCCUCUUAUAUGUUUAUUCUCUAGUGACCGAAUGCUAACAUUUCUUACACCACAUCAGACUACUGAGGAGUGUGCCUCAGGAUAGGGAACUGAAUUUUGAAUGAAAAAAAGAGGGAGAGAGAAAAGGAUUAAAAAAAAAACAAGCACACAAAUUUUGAUUGGGCAUCUGAAGAGUUCAUAAGACAUUCCUGUUUAACAUUAUUUCUAGUGAAAUAAGAGUGUUGCUCUAGCAGUGUGUUCUUAAGAAAGUGUUCCCUCAAAACAGCAAACAUGCUUUGGUGGCCUAAGGCUAACUUUUGUUCCAUUUGGUAUCAGGAUGGUAAAAGCACUGGUCUCAACUUAGAAAGCUAUUUCUUCGUAGUGUUAUUUUUUGGCCAGCUUUUCUUCACCAGUAACUUCUUGUUGAUAGCUUUCUGUUUUGUAAGGUUGAAAUAGGACAGUGCUGAUCUCAGAUUAUCCAUCUGCAGAAUUAAAGUAUGCAACUGAUUGAUAAAAGACAAAUUCUUCAGUUUACCAUUUUCAUCGUUUGAGUUAAGUAUAAGCUAAUUAACAGUAAUGUGGUUUAAAAAGAAGUUUUUUGGGGAAGCCUUUGGCUUCAUGAUAUAUUUGUGAAUUAGGGGAUAGAUGUUAACCAUUAUUUCAUAGAUAAGUGAUUUGUAUAUGGUUAGUUACAAAUAAAAAUGGCACUGGAACUCAGGCCUUCUGACCUCUUAAUUAGUGUUCCUGCUAAAUGUAUAAAACCCUUGUUUGUGCAGCGAGGGACACAACGAGCAAUGUUGAAUCCCUUCUUUUUUUUUUUUUUUUUUAAUUUAUUCCUGAAAGUCAGAGAGAGGCAGAGGCAGAGGGAGAGAAGCAGGCUCCCCGCCUAGCAGGGAGCCCGAUGCGGGACUCGAUCCCAGGACCCUGGGAUCACAACCUGAGCCGAAGGCAGACGCUUAACCGUCUGAGCCACCCAGGCGCCCCUGAAAUCCCUUCUUGACAGGAAAGCAGCUUUGUCUCAGUUUUACAAUUACACCUGUUAGCAAAUGCUCAAUACAAUAUUGUUUGCAAAGCUGUUCUGUGUAGGAUUUAGAAAGAUCUUAAUUUUUUUUUUGUAUGUUUAUGCCUAUAGUCAAAAACUCAGAGAACCCAAAUUAUUUUCAAUACUUAUACAGUUCAAAUGGUAAGUGUCGUUGGCAUUUUCAGAAAGAUAAAAAACUAAGUUAGCAAAUAACUUGUUUAAUUUGGGUUUAGGAUUAAAUUUAAAUUAUAGUUCCCUUCUGUUGUUGCAGUGUUUUUUCUGUUUUGUACCUGGAUCUUAUUGAGAAUCUGAUGAAAGCUUUUGACUUAUUCCCCAGAAAAAUGUAUAUGUUCAUGUUUUUAUAAUUUCAAGGGUGUUAUGACACUUCUGAAGAUCUUCCCCACACCCAGGAUAACACUUGUGACAGAGUCCCAAGAACACUUCUACAAAAAGGAAUUCACCUUUUUUCACAAGGCAUAUUGCUCAAAUGUUUGUAAGAGGGAGAAGAGCAUUAUUACGUCAUUCCUAAAAUAGAGCUAAAGAAAUUACAUACAUUUACCAUCUGAAAGGGAUGUGAAUAUGAAGGGGUACCUCGAAACUGAGACAGAGUUGACAUUUCUGCAGUUCAAAUUUCUCCAUGAUCGACUGACACAAGACUAAAUAACUAAAUUUGAUUUAAAGAAAUGAAUCAAAAGAAAUUAAUCAAAUGAGCUAAUCUAUUUGAAAGCUUUGACUUGAAGAGUUAUGCAUAUAUGUUAUGUAUAUGAUUACUGUCUUGGAAGAUUGUAUAAUGAGAAUUCAAAGCAAAAUACAGGUUCUAGAUGUUUCAAACUGGCAACAUCGCGAUUGUUUAUUAGACAUACACCUAAGUGGCAAGAGUUCUUUAUCUCAUAAUGACCAGGUUAACGGGUGGUUGGAAAAGGACCUUUAACCAUAAGGAAUCUAUUUAAAAUAUAAUCAAUUUGCUACUCGCUGUUCAUUAAACUAGGAACCAGUGCUUUGCCUGACGUCAUUUUUGUCAAUUUGUGCUGAUAUAAGGAAAAUACAUAAAACAUGA
Molecule: messenger RNA, 6101 nt
Organism: Mirounga angustirostris (Northern elephant seal)
Lineage: Eukaryota; Metazoa; Chordata; Mammalia; Carnivora; Phocidae
Product: kelch repeat and BTB domain-containing protein 7
Exons: 1
Coding region: 337-2376 (679 amino acids)
Molecular function (GO): protein binding
Source: RefSeq, a predicted model, not a curated record